Messenger RNA from Protopterus annectens (West African lungfish), 6222 nucleotides. RefSeq names its product spindlin 1 (gene SPIN1). The record is from RefSeq and is a predicted model, not a curated record. The transcript is spliced from 8 exons. Bases 558 to 1502 code for a protein of 314 amino acids. NCBI's taxonomy places the organism in Eukaryota, Metazoa, Chordata, Ceratodontiformes, Protopteridae. Gene Ontology annotation, biological process: gamete generation.
GUAAGGUACUGAAAGUACAUUACGCCAUUUUUCUCUAUAUUGAUACUGGCGGUAUUCUGUUUUGCUAGGGAGUAAGGAGCAGCGCCGAGACAACUAUAUGUUUUUAUUAUACUAAUACAGAAAAACUGCAGUGGAAAUGAGAUGAGUUGAUUUGAGGUUUUUUCCCCAUGUGUAAGUGUGAUUCACCAGAAAUGUCGACAGGACCCCACCUCUAGAUAAUGCAAGCAAACCCUUGCAGCAUUGUGAUUGCAGAUCAGCAAACUCUCCAUAUUGUAUGUCUUUGGCAUCUUUGUGGUUGUCAGAUGUCGAUAGCUGGAUGUUUACAUGAAUGCUACACUGCAUCUCAGUCAGAUGCUGAGAAACUGGGUUGGUGGUGUUUGUCAUCAGCACUGCAGAACCCUGAAGUGAGUCAUUUUCUCCAGCAAUAGUGGCACCCUACCUAGUACUGCUGGAAAAGCUUCUAUUUUUCUGUUUAUCUGGGGCAUUCAUCUUGAAGUGGAAAGAUUCUAAUUUUCGCCCUAGUUUGGCAGCUUUGCUGCUCACUUAAAUACAGAUGAAUGAAGACCCCAUUUGGAAAGGCAACAGUGGGCCAGCGGUCCAGAGCUGAUUUGGGCAGAGGAGGACAUGCUGGGGUUUCUGCCACCAUGAUGAAGAAGAAAGGUGCCCACAAAACCACUGGUCCUGUUGUUAUCAAAGUUGGUAUGGAUGCUAAAUCAAAAGGAGAACCGCCAGCCAAGAUGAAAGGUGCUGCUGAAAGCAUGAAAUCCAACAGCCAGAGGAACAACCGGAUUCGGCGCACUCAAGCAGUUGAAAGGAAAAAACCAACUAAUGUGGGCCCAAGCAAACCCAUCUCUCAGCCCCGGCGGAAUAUUGUUGGCUGCAGAAUCCAGCAUGGUUGGAAAGAGGGCAGUGGACCUGUAACACAAUGGAAAGGAACUGUUUUGGAUCAGGUUCCAGUAAAUCCAUCACUCUACCUGAUAAAAUAUGAUGGAUUUGAUUGUGUUUAUGGACUAGAACUUCACAAGGAUGAAAGGGUAUCAGGGCUCGAGAUCCUUCCAGACAGAGUUGCUUCAUCCAGAAUCAGUGAUGCACACCUUGCAGAUACCAUGAUUGGAAAGGCAGUGGAACACAUGUUUGAAACAGAGGAUGGCUCCAAGGAUGAAUGGAGGGGGAUGGUGUUAGCCAGAGCUCCUAUCAUGAACACAUGGUUUUAUAUCACCUAUGAAAAAGAUCCCGUCUUGUACAUGUACCAGCUGUUAGAUGAUUACAAGGAAGGUGACCUUCGCAUCAUGCCAGACUCUAAUGAUUCUCCACCAGCAGAGCGAGAGCCAGGCGAGGUAGUUGACAGCCUGGUGGGUAAACAAGUGGAAUAUGCCAAAGAAGAUGGCUCAAAAAGGACUGGCAUGGUCAUUCAUCAAGUUGAAGCUAAACCAUCUGUCUAUUUUAUCAAGUUUGAUGAUGAUUUCCAUAUUUACGUCUAUGAUUUGGUAAAAACAUCUUAGACUGUCCUAAACUUUGCCAAAUUGCGGAACUAUUCAGUGUACAAUUUUGUUGACAGAUGAAGAGAGACUUGCCUGCUUCUUAGCAUUCUGAAAGUCUGAGUGUCCCUGCGAGCCCACAAUCUCUGCCAGAAAAACAGUUUUUGGUUCUGCACAGUGUCUGAUUUUUGUAAAUGUGUGACACACUUUUUUUGAAGAAACUGUUCUCCAGGGUUUCCCAAAGGGAGAGGACAAAGAGAUUCACAAGAUCUAAGGCUGUGUGGAAAAGCUGAGAAUGAUGUACAGUUUUCAGCUGCUUAAAUUUUAAACAUUGUAAACUUCUAAAGCUGUCAUUGCUUGCUGUUUUAUUUUUAUGCCUUUAUUUUCACCAAUAAGUUCUGAAGACACCAGUCCAUGCACUGUUGCUUUGCAGUAUCUGGUUGAGAAUCCACACAGUGCAUCUCUGUGCGGUAGGAAACUGUAGUCAAGACUUGCUUAGUAGCAUCCUUAAAAUAUAUCCCAAAGGAAGGGGUGUUGUAUACAGCCACUAAAACUAUGUCCAAACAGAUGUUUUAAAGAGAACUAUCGCCACCUUAUUUCCUUUCGUAGUCAGAUAAAAUACUGUACAAGAUGUUCAUCUUCUUUUCGAAUGCAAAAUAUUAAUGGUAUGCAGAGAUGCACAUGAGCAUAGUCUUUUUUUUUGUGAUGGACCUUGAAGUUGAAGUGUGUGAACCCUUUGGAUUGGUACAAAUCGCUUUUUUUAUAAUCCCAAGCUCAUGUGCCACUUCCAAUUUUCAAAGAAUUAUAAUUGGUCUAGGUUAACUUACUUUGAGUUGUAGUUAGACCAUGGAGUAUUAGUUCUAAACCUGUAAUGCUUGUUCUUGUUUUGACUCUGUUGCGCUUUGUUUACAAUGUUGCCUGUUAGCCUGAAAAUGUGACAAGCUGUGGCCAGGUAGGAGUUAACCACUUAAUUACAUCAGUAAAUGUUUGUUCUAGGUUGAGCUUUUUUUUUUUAGCAGGCACAAUCUGUUCAUUAUGGGGAGAAGCCUUAGAAUGCCUUAUAAUGAAGCCCUUUGGGAUGCCCUAGAAUUUUAGUCAUUUUAUCUUCCCUUAGAGUAAAAACUUUUGUUGCCUAGUAAUGUAAGAUUCUCCUCUUUAUUUGCAGAUGUGCUUUGUUAGAAAAAAUGCAGUGUUAACAUCUUAAAAUGUCUGCGAAGGUUGAUAUACGAAUUUACAUGAUCAGAGCAUUGUCUUUGGAAUGGAAGGAGAUAUAGAAGCUCAUUCCCCAUUUGCUUUGUAAUAGUUUGAAUUUAUACUACAAAGUCAGACAUGCCACAUUUCUCUGAUGCUGGUAAAGGAUUGGAGUCCCAUAAUUGUUUGCAUUUGUGUGUGUAUAUAUUUAGAGGGGGAGAAGUUGGUGAUUUUAAAUGUUCUGGGCAGUUUCCUAUGAAUGUUUUUUUUUUUGAGACUUCUGUUCCUUUGUCAGUGGCAUAUUUUAAUCUUACUGUAGGAGAUGAUCUCCAGCAUUCCAGAGUAAUACCACAGGCAGUUCAUUUGUUGAAGCCCAACAGAUGUAUUAAAAAAGUCUGAACAUUAAUGAAAGUAAUGGGCAUAUUGUUUCCCAGAAACUGGAAUUGCUGCUGCAGUCUGUAGAGAAGGAAGAAUUUAACACCUGCAGUCCUGCCUGAACGUUAAUGAAAGUAAUGGGCAUAUUGUUUCCCAGAAACUGGAAUUGCUGCUGCAGUCUGUAGAGAAGGAAGAAUUUAACACCUGCAGUCCUGCCUUUGCACUCGUGCAGCACAUACUGUUAAAGCUCUGUCAAACCAUUCAGGCAAUUGUCGCAUCAUUAGUCAUUUCUUCAUUGUACUAAUUGGGUUUUCACAUUUUAAUGUAUGGAUCUCGGAACAGUUCCUCAUUGGAUUUAAAAUUUGUACCCAUCAAGAAGUAUUUUGCAGUUUUAAGGUUAAAUGAUGCUAUAUUGUUUCUGCUUUACUUCAUUUUGGUUGCAAUUUUCUUGGCAUGGUGUAUCAUCUGAAUUUUAUUUAUUUUUCCUUUUUUAUUGCUUGCAGUUUUUGAAGUAACCUACUGUACUGGCAGAAUUUUCAGAAGGUUAAGUUCUGGUUUUGUGGUGCUGAGUUGAGCACAGAACAUUUUGGAAUGCAGUAAUUCAAUUGAAUCUAACUGCAAUCACUACAGCAAACAUUUAAUCACAGCUUUGAAGCCUGUAAUCUUCACUUUAUAAAGGUGAAGUUGUUAGCGCUCAUUGGAGGAGGAAUGAACCUUUAGCCUUGCAAAUUAAAAGGUUAUGGGGCACUGUUACAGCAGAUUUCAGUAUGUUGAAAUAACCUUUAUUGUGGGUUGUCCUCAGAGAUGUCUUUUUUGUUUUUAGUUUCUCCCUUUGUCAAUGUUAUCUGAUUCAUGUUUUAGCCUUAAGGCCUGUGCCUCAUUUAUGUUUUUGACUGGUAACUGAAACUCACCAUAUAAAUACUGUUUAUAAAGUUUAUUUACAUUGCUACUAAUGCAGUAUCUGCAGUGUUUUGUCUGUCUUGGGUAGCCAAAGGCAGGUUGUCCUCUAUUUUAGAAAAUAAGCUUCACAGUGCUCAGUUCAAGUACUGAAUUCAGAAAAUCAUAAAUGUUCCUUGUGUUUUUGAACAAAGUGAGCAGAUUUGCAUCAGUGUGUUUGCAUCCAGCAGAUCUGUAAAGUGUUUUCUAUUGACUCUUAAGAGUUCUGCAUGUAAAUCUUAAAAUUGAGCCUGGCUCCGUGAGCCCAAGUUAGUGUUCAUUGUGUUUUUGAAUGAAGGUUGUAUCACAGUUGUAGGCAGUGUUUUCUGUAAUGUCAAAUUAGAGUUGAAAAGUUUUGUUCUGUAUGUAGGAUUCAACAUUUCUGUAAUGUGACCUUCCUAUUCAUUACAAGGCAGUUAUAGUGGUAGCUAGGUCAUAUUCCCUUCAACUUAGGAAAGUGGGAAACCAGAAAAUAUUAUGUUGCUCUCAUUCACUUGCCCACUUUUUGCAGUCCUUUUUGUGGUCGAUCCAUUCUUUGCUUUUUUUUUUUUUUUUUUUUUUUAAACUCCGCCAUUGUGUUUUGCAUUUUGUACUGUGAUAGUCUGUUCCACCAUACACUGAUCACUCCCAUCCAAGAGUUAUUUAACCUUCCUUCCAGAAAUUGCUUCCAAUUCUUUUGUACCUUUUCAUAAUUGUUUGAGAGACUAUUGCUCCUUUUGAGUUAUUAAAUUCUGUUAGGCAGCACAAUGCGCAUCUUUCUCUCCAUGUUGUCUUCCAGUGUAGAGUUUAUGUACCAGUUUCUCCUUUGAUCUGCAGUAUCCAGCUGCACCCUGAUGUCUGUCUUAGCUUUCUUAAAGAAUUGAGAUGUUUUGUAUUUGACAGACUAAGAAGACUAUGUUUCAUGUUUGCAUACUUGUUUUGGUGAGCAUGAGGAAGGGUUUUGGUAAGAACCACUGUAUUUUGCCUGAAAUUGUUGGCGCGAGGCAUAACGCAGGGACUCUUACAAUCCUGCACGAUUUAGCAAUGAGUAUGUGUAAGUUAUCCAAAAUUGUCAGGAAGAAAUGGUAGUUCUCAUUUCUGCUUUGUGGUCAUUGUGUUUUAGGAAUGCACUAGUAUUUGGCGAACCUGGACCUGCAGUGCAUUUUUUUAAUAUAAUAUAUAUAUGCAUUUUGUUCAAUUUUACAUCUUCAAAGCCGCAUUGUCCAGCUGUGAAAUUUCCAUUUACAUUCCCUGUCCUUGUGUUUCAGGCUUUAGGGGUUAAGCUCACAAUCCAGAUCUGCAUGCAGUGCUCACAUUACCUUUUUACCUUGGUGGCAAAAUGUUGGUUCCUUGUUGUAGGGGGUUCAACAUUACUUUCUAAAUGAUCAUGAGAGCUCGGACAACAUAAGCUUUUGUAUCUGUGGAUAAAAAUUUAUUGGCCUUUCUCAUUUACCUACUGUAGUAUUGUACUGUUCGUGAUGUCUGGCUGCCAUGUCAAUAAAUAAGACGCUCCUAAAAGCAGAUCGUUCUUUUUGCAUGCUUAGAAAGUAGUGUGUUCUAUGUAACAAAUUAAAGUUGCAUGUUAUACUGUUUUGUUUUCUCAUUUUAGUUAACAUUCUUUGUAUAUUUGCUUCUUGUGCUGUUCUAAAUGAUUGUCAAUAGGACUUAAUGCACUGGUGACGCAAACAUAGUGCCAACUGAAGGUAAUUUUCCAGUGAUGUAUGUCAUGCAGCAUUUGAGGGACCAACAUUCUGUUUUAACCACUGCAGCUGAACCCACAACUGUCCUUUCCGAUUAACAAAAAAGCAGUUGGGCCAAACAGUGAAGAGUACUAAAAAUUGAGGGAUGUUGAAGGUUAUUUUACAGUAAAAUAAAUAACUUGCAUAAUAGCCCCACUUAAAGUGCUGCUUAAAAUGUUGGGUUUCAGAGAUGUGCAUAUUUUAGUCUUGUAGAUUUUGAGGGAACAAAUAAACACAGUGUUUGGUUCCUCUUGGAUGCUGUAGCCUUUUUUGUAUUUCACAUCAUGGUGCAGUCUGAUGGUUCUUGGUAUGUGUGUAGUUCAGAGGUCUUCAUGUUCACUUUUUAAACCUAGGUAAAAGUUCUUCAGCUUUAGAUAUUUGUUUAAUUUCCAGCAAUGUAGAUAGUUGUUCUUUGCAUUUAGAAGUAUAAACACUUUAAAAAUCUGUUAAUUCUGUAAGUAAUUUUUAUAAUUAUGAUGUAACUCUUAUCCUUAAGACCAUUCAAAAUAAACUCUUUAUGUGCA